Eutrema salsugineum is the source of this 2223-nucleotide messenger RNA. RefSeq names its product zinc finger CCCH domain-containing protein 29. Gene Ontology annotation, molecular function: metal ion binding; protein binding. The transcript is spliced from 2 exons. NCBI's taxonomy places the organism in Eukaryota, Viridiplantae, Streptophyta, Magnoliopsida, Brassicales, Brassicaceae. Bases 181 to 1983 code for a protein of 600 amino acids. The record is from RefSeq and is a predicted model, not a curated record.
AAGAGCGCACCUUCCUCUCUCCUUCUUCGCAACGAGGCUCUCUUUUAAAAGGAGCCUUACAUUUCUCAAUUAAAUCCUUCUUCAAAAACCCAACCUUCUUCUACUUCUCCUUCUCAAUUCCCAAAGUUUGUAACUUGUCUACUGAUUUCCUCCUGCAAGUCAUCUUCUUCUCCAGGAGAGAUGUGCGGCUCAAAGAGCAACCUCUGCUCUUCAAAAACACUAACCGAAGCCGAAUUAAUGAGGCGAAAAUCAGAGGAAGAAGAAGGCGUCGCCGCCGCCACGUGUCUUCUCGAAUUAGCCGCCUGCGACGAUCUUCCAUCGUUCAGGAGAGAGAUCGAAGAGAAAUCUCUGGAAAUCGACGAGCCGGGUUUCUGGUAUUGCAGACGGGUCGGGUCGAAAAAGAUGGGUUUCGAAGAAAGAACACCUCUCAUGGUCGCUGCUAUGUACGGAAGCAUCGAUGUUCUAAAUUACAUAAUCGCCACUGGAAAAUCCGAUGUGAACAGAGUUUUCGGCGACGAGAAAGUCACUGCUCUCCACUGUGCGGUUUCUGGCUGUUCUGUCUCUAUCGUUGAAGUCAUCAAGAUCUUGCUUGAUGCUUCCGCUUCGCCUAAUUGCCUUGACGCUAAUGGGAACAAACCGGUCGAUCUAUUGGUUCGAGCUUCCCGGUUUGUACCUAACCAGAGUAGAAAAGCGGUUGAGAUUCUGUUAACCGGAAACCAUGGCUCGGUUAGUUUGAUGGAAGAUGAGGAGGAGGAAGUGAAGAGUGUUGUUAUGACUAAGUAUCCAGCUGAUGCAUCGCUUCCUGAUAUCAACGAAGGUGUUUACGGAACAGACGAGUUUAGGAUGUAUAGCUUCAAGGUUAAGCCUUGUUCGAGAGCUUACUCGCAUGAUUGGACCGAAUGUCCUUUUGUUCAUCCAGGUGAGAACGCGAGAAGGAGAGAUCCAAGGAAGUAUCCUUACACUUGUGUUCCUUGCCCUGAGUUUCGUAAAGGGUCUUGUCCUAAAGGAGAUUCUUGCGAGUAUGCACAUGGUGUUUUCGAGUCUUGGCUUCACCCAGCGCAGUAUAGGACACGGCUUUGUAAAGAUGAGACAGGUUGUGCAAGGAGAGUCUGUUUCUUUGCGCAUAGAAGAGAUGAGCUGAGACCUGUUAAUGCUUCCACUGGCUCUGCAAUGGUUUCACCUAGGUCGUGUAACCAGUCUCCUGAGAUGCCUGUUAUGUCUCCUUUGACUCUAGGCUCAUCGCCGAUGAACUCUCCUAUGGCUAAUAAUGGUGUUCCUUUGUCUCCAAGGAACAAUGGUGGGUUGUGGCAGAACAGAGUUAAUAGCCUUACACCACCACCGUUACAGCUUAACAGUAGCAGAUUGAAGUCGAGUUUGAGCGCUAGAGAUAUGGACGUUGAGAUGGAGCUUAGGCUUCGCAGGCUCAGUGAUUACAAGUCAUCAAACCUCGAAGAGAGUUUCGGAUCUUAUGAUUCUUCUUCUUCUGUGAUGCAGCUUCAAUCUCCAAGCAGGCAUUCUCAGAUGAACCACUAUCCGUCUUCACCUGUGAGGCAAGGGUUUGAAUCUUCUGCAGCCAUGGCAGCUGCAGUGAUGAAAGCAAGAUCCUCUGCUUUUGCAAAACGGAGUUUGAGCUUCAAACCAGCUCCUGUAACUUCUUCUAAUGUCUCGGAUUGGGGUUCACCGAACGGGAAGCUCGAGUGGGGGAUGCAGAGAGAGGAGCUGAACAAGCUUAGGAGAAGCGCCUCCUUUGGCAUUCACGGGAACGGCAACAAUAUGUCGCGUCCUGCUAGAGACUACAGCGACGAGCCAGAUGUGUCGUGGGUGAACUCACUGGUGAAAGAGAGUGCACCUGAGAGAGCCUUUGGAAUGACUGAGAGGGUUGGGAACACGGUGAAUGGAGCAGAAGGUAGAGACAGGUUUAAGCUGCCUUCGUGGGCAGAGCAAAUGUACAUAGACCAUGAGAAGCAGCAGAUUGUGGCAUAAGAAGCAGAAAGAAAGAAUGAGAUUUGAUUGCUUUUCCUCUAGGGCCUCUCUACACAGAAUCUAACAAAUCUGGCAAUAAUUUUUUGAUUUGUGUUUGACCCCACAGUUUGCUAGUAGUAUAUGAUAUAUGAUUAUAUUCUCUUGUUCUUUUAUAUAUUUCUUGUCAUUCUCUUGUCUUUUGUGACACUAUGUAAUGAUUAAAAGCAAAUAAUUGAUGAAUGAGUUCAAAUGUUCUCUGAA